Messenger RNA from Perognathus longimembris pacificus (Pacific pocket mouse), 951 nucleotides. Its product is annotated as olfactory receptor 4F15-like. Gene Ontology annotation, cellular component: membrane. The record is from RefSeq and is a predicted model, not a curated record. The transcript has a single exon. Gene Ontology annotation, biological process: G protein-coupled receptor signaling pathway. Gene Ontology annotation, molecular function: G protein-coupled receptor activity; olfactory receptor activity. NCBI's taxonomy places the organism in Eukaryota, Metazoa, Chordata, Mammalia, Rodentia, Heteromyidae. Bases 1 to 951 code for a protein of 316 amino acids.
AUGACUGCAGCAAAUGCCUCGGGAGUGUCUGAAUUUGUGUUCCUGGGCCUCUCCAAUUCCUGGGAGAUCCAGAUUUUUCUUUUCUGCUUUUCUUGCCUCUUUUAUGCAUCCAGUUUGACAGGAAAUCUCCUCAUAGUUGUCACCGUGGUGUUUGACCCUUACUUACAUUUGCCUAUGUAUUUCCUGCUGGCCAACUUGUCUGUCAUUGAUCUGAUAUUUUGUUCCAUUGCUGCACCCAAGAUGAUCUGUGACCUUUUCAGGGAGCAGAAAGUCAUUUCGUUUGGGGGCUGUAUAGCCCAGAUCUUUUUUAGCCAUGCUGUAGGAGGCACAGAGAUGGUGCUGCUCAUAGCCAUGGCCUUUGACAGAUACGUGGCUAUCUGCAAGCCUCUGCACUACCUUCCCAUCAUGAGCCCACGCACGUGUACUUUAAUUUUAGUGCUUGCGUGGACCAUUGGUGUCAUCCACUCAUUAGCACAGUUGGCUUUUGUUGUGAACUUGCCCUUCUGUGGCCCUAACAUAUUGGACAGCUUUUAUUGUGACAUACCUCGGCUCAUCAGGCUUGCGUGCACCGAUACUCAUAAACUGGAGCUCAUGGUCACUGCGAACAGUGGGCUCAUCUCCCUGGGGGCGUUCAUCCUGCUCAUCCUCUCUUACGUCUUCCUCCUCUCCACCCUUCAGAAGCACUGGGCUGCAGGCUCAUCCAAAGCUCUGUCUACUCUGUCUGCUCAUAUGACUGUAGUGGUCUUAUUCUUUGGUCCACUGAUAUUUUUCUACAUGUGGCCCUCUCCUUCAACACAUCUGGAUAAAUUUCUAGCCAUAUUUGAUGCAGUUCUGACUCCCUCUCUAAACCCAGUCAUCUACACAUUCAGAAACAGAGAGAUGAAGAUAGCAAUAAGAAGAUUGCUCAGUCAGCUCCUGGGUGGCAGAGGGCCACUUAGAUGGUUUGGUUGA